CCGCACAUCACUACCCGGCCAUUAACCUACGUUAGCUAACAUUAGCUCAAGAUGCAAUCCGUGUUCAGUCCGCCGCUUCACAGGCAGAGACAUCAAUUUGUCAUCGACUAUAUCAAGAGGACUAAACCCCAAAAGGUGUUGGAUUUGGGCUGCGGUGAGUGCAGCCUCCUAAAAAAACUCAAGUUUCACCGUGAGAUUCAGCUUCUGGUUGGAGUGGACAUCGACGGUGCAAAAGUCAAAAAACAGAUGCAUGGAUUAGCUCCUUUAUCAACCGAGUAUCUACAGCCAAGUUUUGAUCAAUUGUGUAUUGAGCUAUACCAAGGCUCAGUCACGCAAAGAGAUGCCCGCCUCAGAGGAUUUGAUCUGGUCACCAGUAUAGAGCUCAUAGAGCACCUCACCCUUGCUGAUGUGGAGCACUUUUCUGCAGUGGUGUUUGGUUACAUGACCCCUUCGGCAGUUAUUGUCAGCACCCCAAACUCCGAAUUCAACCCUCUUCUCCCUGGACUGUCAGGCUUCAGACACAGCGACCACAAGUUCGAGUGGACCAGAGCAGAAUUUCAAUCCUGGGCUCUGAAGGUGUGUUCGGAGUAUGGCUAUGACGUGGAGUUUACAGGUGUUGGACAGCCACCGCCCAGCCAGCAGGAGAGUGUCGGCUUCUGCUCCCAGAUCGGCGUGUUUCACCGGCUUCGUGGGAGAGACAGCGGCAGCAUGUUAUUUGGCGAUGGUGCAGAUGAUGAGUUUUCGUACACUUUGCUGUGCAGUAUAAACUACCCCAGCCUGCGUGACAACAACAUCUUGCGCAGGGUCCUGGUGAGCGAAGUGCUUUACUGUGCAGAAAAACUGAAGAGUCGGUGGAUGGAGGAGAAGACUGGCGACGGUGAGGAGGCUUCCACAAUGUGUCUGGGCGAAGGAGCAGAAUUUCUCUCAGGACAGCAUGUGGAGGAGGAACUGACAGCAUGUGGAGAAGGGAUGAAGAGUCCAGUGGAGCAGUGUGGGAGAGCUGUGUCAGAUGAUGGGGAAGGAGAGUAUGAUGAUCUCUGGACAAAAGGCCAAGAAGGAGAGACAUUUAACAGGCAUGUUUCUGUGCCUCUGGAUGAGCUGUUCUCCUGCUUCCCCAGAGUUAGUGAACUGAGUGGAAGUCUCAGUAACCUCAGACUGCUGCUGAUGGAUAGUCCUGAAGUUAAACUGAGCCAGGAUGGCUCUGCUGUGCUUAUAGCUUACCAGGAUCCAGACCGAGAAGAAGAGGAGAUUGACAACAAUAUUGAGGACAGCGGCUAUGCAGAGGCCAGCCACUGCUCCUACACUACUGAGCAAGAGGAAGACUGGGAGGAAAAUGUUUGACAUGGAGGAAGCAGAUUUGCUGUCAGGACAAGCAGGUGACUUGUUUAAAUUUACCAGAGACAUCAUUAGAAAAACAAAGUUUCCUUUAGCUACAGCCUAACAAUAAAGGUUGCACUAACAAAAACUGUAUGAAACAAAUGUCUGCAGGCAGGUCAGUGAGAAUA
This is a messenger RNA of Mugil cephalus (flathead mullet), 1505 nucleotides long. RefSeq names its product HEN methyltransferase 1 (gene henmt1). Gene Ontology annotation, cellular component: nucleus; cytoplasm. Gene Ontology annotation, molecular function: RNA methyltransferase activity; O-methyltransferase activity. Gene Ontology annotation, biological process: RNA methylation; piRNA processing; siRNA processing. The coding region runs from base 52 to 1341 and encodes 429 amino acids. Lineage: Eukaryota; Metazoa; Chordata; Actinopteri; Mugiliformes; Mugilidae. The transcript has 9 exons. The record is from RefSeq and is a predicted model, not a curated record.